CAGCCGCAGCCGCAGCAGCCGAAGCCAUCGCGGCGGCCGCUUCCCUUCUCGCUUUACUUCGGCUGCCCGCAGAAGGGACACCAUGCCGAAGAGAAAGUCUCCAGAGGGUGCUGAAGGCAAGGAUGCAGCAAAACUAACAAAGCAAGAGCCAACAAGACGAUCUGCAAGAUUGUCAGCUAAACCAGCUCCACCGAAACCUGAACCUAAGCCAAGGAAAACUACUAAGAAGGAACCUGGAACAAAGGCUAACAAAGGUGCUAAGGGGAAGAAGGACGAAAAGCAGGAAGCUGCAAAGGAAGGUACUACACCAUCUGAAAAUGGUGAAAAUAAAGCCGAAGAGAUUCGCAUCUCUCGCUCAACUGUUAGUGUUUCAACAUCCAGAGGUGCCCCACCCAGCACACUGUCAGUAAAAGGGCAGAUUGAAACAGUGAAAGUUAAGGGCACGGAGAACUGAAUUGAUAGAUGACAAGUGCGUGUAAACCGACAUGAAAAUUUGAGGAUGAUUUUCUGUACCUCUGGACAACUUUUAAAAGAUAUUUUUAUUAAGUAUUUUGUAAAUGCUAAUUUUUUAGGACUUACAAUAAGUUGACAAACUGUAUAUGAACAUUUCCUCCUUCCAUACCCACGCUUCUAGAAAUUCCCAAUGUUGCCAAGUUACAAAACAAAAACGUAGUAUCAACUUGACAUUGGGAAAAGUGUUUGUAAGAUUGGACAAGCCUUCCACAUACUCGCUUUUCAGAAGUGUACGUCUCGUGCAUAUGGUGAUGUUUUUACCGUGGGUGUUUGGAUUUUUCUUGCAGCUUUUUCUAGAGCAAUAAUCCGUGGUGCUUUUGAAUUUAAGGUUUAUGCGAGUUUAAUGAAACAUGUAUAGAUAUGGCCACCUGCUGACUAUUUUGGGUUCUUUUCAUUUGUUUAAAAUAAACAGUCUUUGCUGCCAGCAAAUAUUUCCAAUAUUUUCUCUAAAUCUGAGAUAUGCCUUAUAAAUACUUAGCUUUUGUUAGGAAGAUACUAAGCACAGUUAUUUAGAAUAUAUGUCCCAGUGAUAUCAGGAUCAGGAACCAAACCUGUGGAAGUCAGUGGGAUUUAUACCACAAUCCUAAACACACUUACUUGGCAUUAGAGUCCAUUGUUUCGGGCCAGAGCACUUAAAUACAGGUAUUCCAAAUAAGUUGUUUAUAGGUUAAAGCCAAAGUGCUUUAUGGUCCCCCAAGGAGCACUCAUGAUACAUGCAGGUCUAUCACAAUUAAUAUAUUCAACAUUCACAAAUUGUGAUCCACGGAACCAUAAUUCGCUCACCAGCCAUGCAUUGUGGCCUGCUAGGUAUUUCAGAACUUCUUCACCUGUUUUUGCAGCCUUGCACACAAGGCGUGCAUGCAAAACCAGAACUUUUAUUGAGCCCUGGUGGGCUACUGUAUAUGGCUGGGCAUUACAUUUUAGAUCUAAAAUUAUCCACAGUCUUAAUUUUUCAGCAUUAUGUUGCUUCAAUUUAAAUAGAUUUAUAGUACUGUGACAUCACAAACUGAGCAAGAAAAUUUAAUUUCUUUGUUGGCUGAGAGAGGCUGCACAGGAACAGCUUUAAUUUCACAGACCUUUCUAACCACCCACCCACCCCCGCAGUCCAUGUAAACAUCUCAGAUUAUGACAUUGUAAUUUCUGUCUGCUCCAGUUUUAAUCUACAUUUGAUAAUUUUCCUGCUUUAUUAGAGGAAUGGUGGUUAAUUUAUCAAUUUGGAGGUUAAACAACACUAUGUCUGGUACCUGCUAGAGAUGAUGUAAAUUAAGUAUACUUUAAGAGGUCUGUGGUUGUAAUGAUGGUGUUAAAUUAGCUGAACAAUUUCUAGUACCCAUGUUAACACUGCUUCAGCCUAUUAUAAGAACCUAGUCAGUUCCCC
Messenger RNA from Elgaria multicarinata webbii, 1891 nucleotides. It is a transcript of the gene HMGN3, whose product is annotated as high mobility group nucleosomal binding domain 3. Gene Ontology annotation, biological process: chromatin organization. Lineage: Eukaryota; Metazoa; Chordata; Lepidosauria; Squamata; Anguidae. The record is from RefSeq and is a predicted model, not a curated record. Gene Ontology annotation, cellular component: nucleus; chromatin. Bases 83 to 454 code for a protein of 123 amino acids. Gene Ontology annotation, molecular function: nucleosomal DNA binding. The transcript has 7 exons.